Leguminivora glycinivorella is the source of this 547-nucleotide messenger RNA. RefSeq lists its product as uncharacterized. Lineage: Eukaryota; Metazoa; Arthropoda; Insecta; Lepidoptera; Tortricidae. The transcript is spliced from 2 exons. Bases 249 to 461 code for a protein of 70 amino acids. The record is from RefSeq and is a predicted model, not a curated record.
GCGAAAUGGAAGUUGUCUAUGUACAGGUAACUUUUCGCAGCUUUAUUUUUUGAUUUUUUCACCGCUACUACAAAGACCACUCUGCGUGUGCUUAGAGCAGAGUAUGAAUAUCCAGUUUGUAUUUGAUUGAAUCCUUGAACCAUGUUUGAACACCUUUUCUCUUAUGUUUUCUCUAAUAAGUUUCCCACAAUGGUCCACACAUUUUUGAUCCAGACCAUAUAGAAGACCUUUAAACCUAGACAUAUAAAAUGCGGCUCUCAACACUCGUAGCGCUGGCGCUGAGCGUGGGUCUGGCGACGCUGUCGACGUGCUGCGACGGCAAACAUGGCCGCGAGCUCGCGAUAGACGAAGAUGACGAGUUCCGGCCGAGGCUGUACCGAGAGUACGCCGUGCGCUCCGAGCGCGGCGAGGACUCCUUCGACGACUACGGCCACCUGCGGUUCGGCCGCUCCGACGAAUGACCCAUGCGUCGACGACGCUACUCGUACAAACGCAGACACCGAUCGUAUCUUUAAGUUUUGAUUACUGAUAUGUCGAUUACCAUGUC